AUGGGUAGAUUAGGGCACACGAAGUCGCGUAACGGCUGCUCCCGCUGCAAGCAGAGGAAGAUCAAGUGCGACGAAAGACGCCCAUGCGGUUUGUGUAGCAAGAGGGGCUUCUCCUGCAGCUUGCUUCUCUCACCUUCUCUUGACUCUACUUCGUCAAAUGGCCAUGUCAGCCCAAACGCAAUUUCCUUGAUCGGAAUCGAGGGCGUGCGACUACUCGACUUUUCUAAGGGCACCUCUAUCGUUCCAAAAUGCCAACAGCCGUCUGAUUGGACCGAGGACCUGGGCUUGAUGAGCCACUACUCCUCUAUAACCUCAGCUACUCUUCCAGGGGCUAAUCGCCACGUAUGGCAGAUUGAGAUUCCCAAGGUGGGGGUAGCUCAUCCUUUCCUUAUGCACCAAAUACUUGCCGUUUCAGCAUUCCACCUCGCGAGUUUAAACCCAUCUGAAUGCCAAGAAAAUCUUUCCAGAGCAUUCAAACAUCAACACCAUGCAAUAUGUGGAAUUAGGGGAGAGGUCGCAACGGUCACUCCGAGGAACUGUCAUGCCCUUUUUGCCGGUUCAUCUCUUUUGUUUAUAGGAGCUUUCGCCGCGUGUGCUCGGACGAGCGGCGGCGACCUCGAGCAGAAAGUGAACGACUUGUUCAGUGCCUUUACUCUUAUUCGAGGCGUCAGUAGCAUCCUGACUUCGUUCAAAGAUGUGGUCCGAAAUGGGAUCUUUGGAGGAUUCAUGGAAUGCAAUUCAUAUGCAAAAGGGACAGGUUUAUUGUUAUCGCUUGUAGAAAGGCUUGGCUUCAUAACGCAGAGCCUUGACGCCGGCAAAGUAGACCAUGUGGUCAAGUCCCAGGCGGGAGAAGCAAUCUUUGCCCUAGGAGAGAGUGUUGGUAGGGCUUCCACUGCUUCCCCUGAGCUAAAUGUGGCUAUAAUCUGGCCCAUGAUCAUCAAGGAUGGAUUCCUCCAACUGAUCCGUGAGCGUCACCCGGCCGCUCUUGUAGUGGUUGCGCAUUACUGCACGGUUCUCCACGCCGUGGGCUCCGAAUUCUGGUUUCUGGAAAAUUGGGGACACGAUUUGCUCGAUGCCAUUGUAGACGGUCUUCCGCCUUGUUGGCACGAGGCAGUCGCAUGGCCGUUGGAGUAUGUCAAACAUGGAAGAACGACUCCAACGUGA
Messenger RNA from Fusarium sp. VM40, 1164 nucleotides. NCBI's taxonomy places the organism in Eukaryota, Fungi, Ascomycota, Sordariomycetes, Hypocreales, Nectriaceae. The record is from the annotation of a GenBank genome assembly.